Messenger RNA from Megalobrama amblycephala (Wuchang bream), 4207 nucleotides. RefSeq names its product exocyst complex component 6B (gene exoc6b). Gene Ontology annotation, biological process: intracellular protein transport; exocytosis; Golgi to plasma membrane transport. The transcript is spliced from 24 exons. The coding region runs from base 63 to 2513 and encodes 816 amino acids. The record is from RefSeq and is a predicted model, not a curated record. Gene Ontology annotation, cellular component: membrane; exocyst. Lineage: Eukaryota; Metazoa; Chordata; Actinopteri; Cypriniformes; Xenocyprididae.
UUUUCCCCCCUCUCUCACUCUGGGCGCUGUGUUUUCUAGAGCGCGUCGCGAGGAUAUGGAAGAUGGCGAGCGCGGAGACAGCGGCAGAGCACGAGCGAAUCCUGCGUGAGAUUGAGAGCACAGACACUAACUGCAUUGGACCGACGCUCCGGUCUGUUUAUGAUGGACAGGAACAUGGACUCUUCAUGGAGAAACUGGAGGGGCGGAUCCGCAACCAUGACCGUGAAAUUGAGAAGAUGUGCAACCAUCACUUCCAGGGCUUUGUGGACUCCAUUACUGAGCUGCUCAAAGUGCGCGGAGAAGCCCAGAAACUUAAGGGUCAGGUGACCGAGACCAAUCAGAAGUUACAAAAUGACGGCAAGGAGCUCCUGACGUCAAUGGAUGAACUGAGACAGUGCCGUCUGCAGCAGAGGAAUAUUGCCACCACCAUUGACAAACUCACACACUGCUUACCAGUGUUGGAGAUGUACAGCAAACUGCAGGAACAGAUGAGAGCCAAACGAUACUACCCAGCUCUACGAACCCUGGAACAGUUGGAGGAGAGCUGUUUGCCUCAAGCGGGAUCAUAUCGUUUCUGCACCAUCAUGGCAGAGAAUAUCCCACGUCUGCGCACGCAAAUCAGAGACGUCUCCAUGUCUGACCUCAAAGACUUCCUGGAGAGCAUCCGCAAGCAUUCGGAUAAGAUCGGAGAAACUGCCAUGAAACAGGCACAGGUGCAGAUCGCUCGUGACAAUGCAGUGACAUCACAGCAGCGGUCAGCGAGUGGACGGAGGAUACGGAAGGAAGCGUGCUCAGGCACAGAGGUGGACAGAAAUAAAAGCAACCCCUUCACGGAACAGGAUUCUGGGAUAUUGGAUGUGGAGGAUGCAGAGCAAGAUGAGAUUCCUGGUGCGCAGGACUUGGUGGACUUCUCUCCUGUGUAUCGCUGUUUACACAUCUACACUGUAUUGGGUGACCGGGACACGUUUGAGAACUACUACAGGAAGCAGCGGCGGAAACAGGCCAGACUUGUGCUGCAGCCUCACUCUAACAUGCAUGAAACGUUAGACGGAUACAGGCGCUACUUCAAUCAAAUUGUUGGAUUUUUUGUAGUGGAGGACCACAUCUUGCACACCACGCAGGGCCUGGUAAACAGGGCUUAUGUGGAAGAAUUGUGGGAGCUGGCUCUUUCCAAGACUAUUGCAGCCUUGCGUACUCAUUCAUCUUAUUGCACUGAUCCAGACCUGAUUUUAGAUCUGAAGAAUCUCAUAGUGCUGUUUGCAGACACACUGCAGCGUUAUGGUUUUCCAGUAAACCAGUUGUUUGACAUGUUGUUGGAGAUGAGGGAUCAAUAUGGGGAGAUACUGCUGAAAAAGUGGAACCAGUCCUUCAGGCAAAUCUUGGAUCAGGACAACUACAGCCCCAUUCCCGUGGCGUCCCCUGAGGAAUACCAGCGGAUCGCAGGCCAAUUCCCUUUCCAGGAUCCAGAGCUCGACAAGAUGCCUUUUCCGAAGAAGCUGCCAUUUUCUGAAUUUGUGCCUAAAGUAUACUCACAACUCAAAGAAUUCAUCUACGCCUGUUUGAAAUACUCUGAGGACUUGCACCUUAGCUCCACAGAAAUUGAUGACAUGAUCCGUAAGUCUACAAAUCUCCUGCUCACACGAACCCUUAGCCACUGCCUACAGUAUGCCAUAAAGAAGAAGAACGUAGGACUGGCAGAGUUGGUUCAGAUCAUCAUCAACACCACUCACCUGGAGCAGUCCUGUCACUACCUAGAAGAGUUCAUCUCCAACAUAACCAAUGUGCCUCCUGACACCAUUAAUGCAACCAAACUCUACGGGACCUCUACCUUCAAGGAUGCAAGGCAUGCUGCUGAAGAGGAGAUCUACACUAACCUGAAUCAGAAGAUUGACCAGUUUCUGCAGCUGGCUGAUUAUGAUUGGACGGCAACACAGGGAGGCGGACAAGCUAGUGACUACCUGAGUGACCUCAUCGCUUUCCUCUGUAGCACCUUUGCAGUGUUCACUCACCUGCCUGGCAAUGCUAUAGAGCACGCCAUGCUACCGGGGAAGGUGGCUCAGACAGCAUGUAUGUCAGCCUGUAAACACCUUUCCACCUCACUGCUGCAGCUGCUGUUGGAGGCUGAUGUCAGGCAAGUGUCUAUGGGAGCCCUGCAGCAGUUUAACGUGGACGUCAAAGAGUGUGAGAGGUUUGCCAGGGCCGGCCCGGUGCCUGGCUUCCAGGGGGACACUCUGCUGCUCGCCUUCAUCGACUUGAGACAAUUACUGGAUCUCUUCACUCAGUGGGACUGGUCUACGUAUCUGGCUGACUACGGCCGACCCACCUGCAAGUACCUGCGAGUCAAUCCUCACACGGCUCUGGCCCUUCUAGAGAAGAUUUCUCGAUCGAUGAAGGACACCAGCCGCAAGAACAACAUGUUCGCUCAGUUCCGUAAAAACGAUCGGGACAAGCAGAAGCUCAUAGACACCGUUGUCAAACAGCUGAAAAAUCUCAUCGCCACCAACCAAGCCUGAGAAAGCCAACACAUCUGCAGACGGCCCGCGUCCUGAUGACUUGCCACCAUCAGAGCCUGCGCUUGCUCGCCUCCAUUAGUUGGACACACCGUUCUUUUAACACACAGGACUGGCACACACACAUAUUAAUGCACCUGCUAAACCAUCCCGUGCCUGUAUGAUAAGGUGUCCAUGUCUUCCUGUGUACUACCUGAACACAUUAAGGGCACCAAAUCACAUUUUGUUCUUUGAAACCGGUUUUGGUUGUGUUUUCUUCUUUUGUCACACUAACUUCCUGUCGCACAAUUUGAAUUGCCUUUACAGUAGUUCUAAAGAAUUAUUUAUCUUGUUUUUGAAUUUGACAACUACAGCUACACUGUAAUGUGAAUAUUACUUAAAUUGCUGCAAAGUUAAAGGAAAUUGGAACACUAACUAGGCUUGCUGUCAUAAUUUGUCAAGGGAUAGUUCACCCAAAAAUUAAAGUUCUGUCUUUUUUUUUUUUUUUACUCACUCAAUUUGUUACAAACCUCUACGACUUACUUUCCUCUGUGGAACAAAUACAGUAAGAAGAUACUUUGAGAAAUGUCUCAGUAUUUUUGUUACCAAUCAUCUUUAAAAUAUUUUCUUUUGUGUUCUCCAGAAGAAAAGGUCAACUUGAUGGUGAAUAAUCGAUGACGGAAUUUUCAUUUUGGGUGAACUAUCCCUUUAUAUAAAUGAAUAUUCUCACCGAUGGGUCAAGGGUUCAUUUAAGUGUGGAGAUCUCAAUACAGGGAAUCCAGUUACUGCCCUUGUUAAAUAUUUCAUGCAUAGUAAUUAUAUACUAGACAUACUCCAGCUUCAGUCUGUUACAGCCAAGAUGUAGAUUAUAGCUUAAUACCUUAAAGAAUGACCGUUGUGUGACAGCUUUGGCGAUGAUUAGUUUAGUAUCGUCACAAAAACGACCAGGUUGAGACGUUUUUGAUUGGACUUCCAAUAUGCAGAAUAGAGGCUUAUGUCUCUUGUAUUCAUUGAUUGCAUAGCAUUCAAUGCGAGAACUGACUGAAGAUGUGUAAUGUAGGGAAACCUUCUAUAAUGUCAAAGAGAUAAUGACAUUUAUACAAGAGCACAUUUCUACAGUCGUCCGAGUUUAUGUACACUGCUGUACAUUUAAUAUAAAUGGCUUUUAGUAUUUAAACAGUGACAUCUUGCCAUAACUUUGAUAUUUUCCCUGAUAGGAAUGAGGGUGCAAUAUUAUAUUUUGUUUUCAAAUUGAACUGAGGGAUUGUUUUGUUUGUUUUUGUUUAAAGGGAGUUUUCUUUUUCUUUCAUUUUUAUUUUUACUUGCACAAAAGUUGCGUGUCUGGAGCCUGUCCCUUACAGUAGAUGCAAAAUCAUUAAACUACAAAGGGAAUUCUUCAAUUUUAGGGACAGAACCAGUGCCAUGAACAGUUUUCUGGAUUCAGCUCUUCUUGUCUGUGCCUUGACUUUUUUUCCAUGCCAAUAUUUGAUUUGUGCGUUUUCCGCGCAGCACCUGGCCUUGGACGUGUGACCGGGGAUUGGAUCGGCGUUGGUGUGUGAGAGCAAGCGUGCAUGAGAACAUUCAGCCUUAACAGACAGCUCUGAUUGUAGAGAACAGUCGAGAGAGAGAUGCACUGUACAGAUUGUUAUAUUAAACCACUAAUGAAUAUUACAAUACUAAUAAAUUCAGCAAAUGCCAACAAAUAUGUAAUAAAUCAA